This is a messenger RNA of Endocarpon pusillum Z07020, 1464 nucleotides long. RefSeq lists its product as uncharacterized. The transcript has 3 exons. The record is from RefSeq and is a predicted model, not a curated record. Bases 1 to 1464 code for a protein of 487 amino acids. Lineage: Eukaryota; Fungi; Ascomycota; Eurotiomycetes; Verrucariales; Verrucariaceae.
AUGUCUCGCAACAUCUUUGUCCACAACAAAUCUUCUCAUCCACAAACUUUCGAAGUCCAUGGGUGGAACAAUAACAAAAACAUCGUCGUGAAGCCUCGCUCGACGCACACGAUCAAGGCCCCCAAUGGGUCUUCUGGAGCAAUCAUCGCCUUGCAUGAUGGCCACGAGGGUGAACAAGCCGAAAUCACCAAAAAUGGCUUUGGCGGUAAUGACUUCUUCGAUCUCAGCAAUAUCGUUGGUGCCGGCGGCAACAUGACUGUCCAGCAAGUCGGUGAGCCUGAAACCCUCAAAGGGGAUCCCUUAUUCAUGCAGCACCUCAACGAUGCUUUCCGCAAGGCUUCAAAAGAGACCAAAGACAAGUGUAGAGGGGCCCUUCACUUUGAUAAAAAGGGGGCUAUCAUUCGGCUUGAACCUAUCAAGUUCCAUCCGGAGAUCGAGCCGCUGAUUCGUACAUUUGCCGACGGCAAGACUUAUAUUGGUGUCGGAGCGUGGAAUGGCAGUCCUGGGCAUAAGAGUGAUAACGAACAGAGCAAAGCAGGGCGUGGCAAUAAGGAUAUCAUCGUCACUUCCAAUGACGGUGACGCCAGUCCAGAUAAACGAUAUGGACGUCAAGGGGCCAAAUUCGUCGCGCAAGGACUUGUUGGUUCGUUCGAAUCCAGCGCCAGUACGGGCAACGAAGGUGAGACAGGCGCCGAUCAACAAGAAGAUGCCGAUGGUAGUGUAGAAGCCAAUGUCAACGCGGAAGCUAAUGGCGAAGACGACACCGCCGGCACUGUAGAUGCUGAAGACGUCCGUACUAACGAAGACAUCACCGGCCCAGCAAGCUUAUCUCAACGCACCCUCCUCGCUUCAGCAGCAGCAACACCAAUUCACCCCACAAAAGGCGACCCUGAUGACGGCAAAAAACCCGGCAUAAUCCUCCACAACCGCUCUAACCACGCCGACACCUACUUCUUUUUCGACAACUACUGGAACGGCAACGGCACCGCUGGAGCCAACUUCGACAAACCUCUCAAAGCCGUCUCCGUACCCGCCGGAAAAAAGGCUUUCGCUAGCCUCCCCCUCACAUUCAAAGGCCGUGUCCAACGCGGUCGCCUCAUCCCGGCGACUUGGGUGGAAUUUCAGCUCAAAGCCGCGAAUGACGGCGCCGCUCACGGGGACGUCAGCAUCCAGCAGGGGAAUGAUGGUCCAGCCACAAUCUCCUCAACUGACGGCAGUCACCAACCAAUUGGGGGCUUCAAGCAGCCACUCGUUCACAAAGCACCGCCAGCGGCGCGGGUCAAGAGGCCCGGGGAUGGGGUGGAGGUCUUGGCGAGCACGAUGGGGAAUUGGAUGGGUCCGCCAAACCAGGCGGCGAUAGACUAUCAGAGGCCAUUAAUCGGAAAGACGACAUAUGUGGUGGGUGGAACUGGUGUGCCGGAUGUGGCGGCAAGGAAUCAUCGGUUCUCGGUGGAUUUCUAUUGA